This is a messenger RNA of Saccoglossus kowalevskii, 4659 nucleotides long. Its product is annotated as kinesin-like protein KIF28. NCBI's taxonomy places the organism in Eukaryota, Metazoa, Hemichordata, Enteropneusta, Harrimaniidae. Gene Ontology annotation, molecular function: microtubule motor activity; microtubule binding; ATP binding. Gene Ontology annotation, biological process: microtubule-based movement. The record is from RefSeq and is a predicted model, not a curated record.
UCGUGAGAAGGCUCGUAAUGCUAAACUAAUUAUUGGUAUGAAUGGUUCAACAACGACCAUAAAAGACCCAAGUGCACCCAAUGAAGAACCAAAGAAAUUCUCAUUUGACUUCAGUUAUUGGUCACAUGAUAAUUACAAAGAAAAACCAGAUGGCUAUUUAGAACCUACCAAUAAAAAAUAUGCUGACCAGAAAACUGUUUUUAACGAUCUUGGUCGUGGCAUCCUUGACAAUGCAUGGGGUGGAUAUAACUGUUCGUUAUUUGCAUAUGGACAAACUGGCUCUGGGAAAUCCUAUUCUAUUGUUGGAUAUGGACCAAAUAAAGGAAUUGUACCAAUGUUUUGUGAAGAGAUGUUUGUUGGUAUUGAGAAGAAACAAAGUGAAGGAACCAAGACAGAAUUUGAAGUGACGUUUAGUAUGUUAGAGAUCUAUAAUGAACAAGUACGUGAUUUGCUGAACCCAUCGUCCAAUAAGAAAGGAGGCUUAAAAGUACGUCAACAUCCCAAGAAGGGUUUUUAUGUUGAGAGUUUGCAGACAGUACCUGUGAACAGUUAUAAAGAUAUUGAAAACAGAAUGGAUGAAGGAACAAGAAACAGAACUGUAGCAGCUACACAGAUGAAUGCAACUAGCAGCCGUGCUCAUACAAUUGUAGGAAUCGUAUUCACACAAAAGUUUAAAAAUGAUGCUGGAGCUGAGACCGCUAAAAGUGCUGUGGUAAAUCUCGUCGAUUUAGCCGGUAGUGAGAGAGCCGAGUCUACGGGCGCCACCGGGGAUAGAUUGAAAGAAGGUGCCGCUAUCAAUCAGUCUCUCUCUACUCUUGGUAACUGCAUAGCAGCUCUUGCUGAUAAAUCACAGGGUAAAAAUGUACGAGUUCCAUUUCGUGAUUCUGUGUUGACCAAGCUGUUGAAAAAUGCUCUUGGUGGCAAUAGUAAAACUAUCAUGAUAGCUGCCUUAAGUCCUGCUGAUAUCAACUAUGAGGAAACACUUUCUACUCUCAGAUAUGCUGACCGAGCAAAACAAAUCAAAACAGCUGCUGUUGUUAAUGAGGACCCAACAGAGAAAUUGAUUCGAGAACUUCAGGAAGAAAAUGAAAAGUUGAAAAAACUAAUGUCAGGUGGUGGAAAGAUCUCAAUGAGUGACUUAGGUGGUGAUGACGAGGACCAGAAAAAUAUGUCAGCAGCAGAAAAAGAAGCAUUGAGAAAAGAACUGGAAGACGAGAUGAAAGCACAAAUGGAAGAAAAUCAGAGAGAAGUAGAAUUGAUGAAACAAUCAUGGCAAGAAAAACUCAGAGAGGCUCAGGCUGCUGCAGCACAGAAUGAUCAAGAAGUAGCCACCAAAAAAGACGAAGUAAAAACCACACCACAUUUGUAUAACUUAAAUGUUGACUCACAGCUGUCUGGUAUGAUUGUACAUUUAUUGAAAGGCACUGCAUUUAAAGUUGGUAACACUAAAGCUGAUCCCAAACCUGAUAUAGUCCUCAGUGGACUCAGUAUUCAAAAGGAGCAUGCAUUGAUCACAUCUCAGGGUGACAAUUUUUUCAUUGAGAGAGCCGCUAGUGAUGCUAAAUUAUUAGUCAAUGGUGAACCAGUCACUGCCAAGGAAGAACUAGAACAUCAUGACAGGGUGAUGUUUGGUACCAGUCAUCUGUAUGUGUUUAUGCAUCCCAAGCAACAGAAAGCCAACCCAAAUAAAUACCCUAAAGUGGUUACAUAUGAGAUGGCACAGGAAGAAAUAGCACAGAACAGUGGUUUUGAUAUGAGUACGGAUAAAAAAUCAGAUGAGGAUUUGUUACUCCAAGAAGACCUUGUUGACAUGUUACCAGCUGUGGAAGAGGCCAAUGCUAUUAGUGAAGAAUUGGAUAGAAAAGUCAAAUUUGAAAUAGUUGUUAUUUCAGCCAAAGCACGUGGCUUGACCAGUGGAAGAACUGAGGUUUGUGUUAAGAUGCGUAAUUUGGAUAACGGUUUGGAGUAUAUUUGGCCACGAGAUAAGUUUUUCAGAAGGAAGUAUAUGAUGCAAGAAAUGUACCAGAAUUACCAGGAAGGCGAAGAAUGGCAAUUACCAGAUGAGAAAGAUCCCUUCACAGAACCACCUGAUACUGAAGUUCAUAUUGGUAGUGUCAAUGUAUAUUUACAGAGUAUAGCAUAUUUGAUUGAUUUGAGAGAAACGCUGGAGAUUACUGACUAUAAAGGCAAAGAGAUGGGCAUUCUGGAAGUGGAAGCUAUUCCUUGUAAUAACAAAGGAAAGGAGUUAACAGAAGCAGAUGACGUGUUUGUAGAGGAUCCCAGUGAGUUGGUGGGACAGCCUAUCAACUUUGUAAUGAAGAUACAAGCAGCUAGAGGAUUGCUCAAUAAAUAUACUGAUAUUUACUGCAAAUACACUAUGUAUUUGGACACAGAACCACAGCGUACCCAAGUAGUUAGCGGGACAUCGAACCCAGAAUUCAAAUACAAGAAGAACUUUUCAUAUAAUCCGGCUACAUCGCAGUUAAUUGAGUAUUUAAAGGACGGCGUAUUGAUGAUACAAGUGUGGGGAAAACAGAAAGCAGGUGACAAGAAAGGCAAGAAAAUGAACACCAAGGAAAUGAUGAUGGCUCAGGCGUUGUCAAAGGGAAAGGACAUCGCUGGUAAUGCAGGGGAGAAAACGGUAGAUGCCAACAAAACUUUCUUCGUAUUCCAAAUAGCAACGCUGAAAAAAAGACAAGAAAGGUUGCAGGGCAAAAUAGGGCAAUUUAAGAAAAUGGUAGAGGUGGCUGAGAAACAUAAUAAAGCUCGGAUUCAAACAGAAGUUGUAAAAGUAGUAUUAAAUGCACAACACCCUAAGAUAGCAGAGGCAGCUAUGAAGAAAAUUCCAAAGGAUAGUGAGGCUGGUGAACUAAGUGAUGCUCCACCAAAGUCAGCAGCAUGUACUAUAAUGUAGAUGAACUCCUUGUUACCUCAUUACUGUCUCCAUGGAUGUGAUCAGAACCCACAUGCUACUAUCAAAUUACAGUUUUUAUAUUUCAACAACCAUUUUAUUUUCAACGAGUGAAAUAUUUAUUGUGUAGAUCACUUGUUUCUAUUUAAUUCUAAGACACUUGUUGGAUUAUAAUUAUGUGGCAUUGGCUUAACAGGGACACUGAUAUCUUUAAUUCACCAUUAUGUCUGUACCUCAACCAGUGUCCUUGCUGUUAUCCGUCCAUUUCCCUGUUGUUAUGCCCGGUCCCAUAUUUGUCCUUGAUUCGGCCUAUCCAAACGUUUGUUAUGCACAAAUCUUUGAAUCAUAAAUCUGAAUAUCCACUUUCUGCAAUACACGCUUUAUCUUCUAAAUAUGUUGUAGAAUGUUUACAAACUGUGCAAUAUCAAACAGAAGGUUAUUAAAAUGCAAAUAACAUAUUCUUGUUUUUUUCGGAAGUACAAUAAGGUGUUAAAUAUAGAUCACAGAAUGUAGGUUUAUGUUGGGUGAUGGGCUUUAUGCAUGACCCCUAAAGAUUGCACUUCCUGGUACUUUCAGGGGGUAUUGAUGUUCCAUCACAGCAAGAAUUUCCAAUAAUGUGCAGCUACUUUUACUACAUUUGUAUGUUUAACUGUUUUUGAAUUCCAAAGAUAACUACUUCCAUUUUUGUGAGAUAAUAAUAGUUAAAUUUGAAUUGAUAGUGAAUUUGUACCCCCAGAAAGUACCACGAUGUGUGACCUUUUGGAGGUCAUGCAUAUGGUCUAUUAUUAUUGAGUAGUAUACAUGUAGACAUGCAGGUAUAUCUUCUGAUUUGAUGGUACCACAUUUUAGUGAUUUUCCUGUUAAUUCAGAAGGCAUCACAAAAUGCAACUGUUUUAUUGAAAUUCUACAUACAUGCAGGGUGGAAUCGGAUAAAGCGCAUAUCUUAGGCUGUUCUUAUUGUAUAAACUGGUACUUAAUAUAUGAUGAAUUAAAGGAAUGUAAAUAGUUUUUAUAAUUACUGGAUAUAUUAUGUAUUGUUUUUUUUUUUCAUCACCAGUAAUUUUAAUGAUAUUUUUUUAUACUGCAUGUUUUCAUUGAUUUGUUUAUACAUACUGUGUAUAUGUACAUUCUGUGCCCCCUAAAUACAAGUUAUGUUUUUCAUAACAUGACAUUUUCAUAAUUCAUUAUAAUAGAUAAUCAAAUGAUGUCCAAUCCUCUAUAUAUACUGUCAACAGCUUUUUUUUUUUUUGAGGGGAGUCUGGCAAAACUAGGACAUUUUCUAGCAGCUAGUAAAUACAUUUCUUCAGAAUCUUUAGAACAAUGAGUCACGUGUGACUAUAGCGAAAAUUUUAUUCUCGGAAUGCUGUAUCUUUAUAUCAUAAAAAUUAUUAGAUGUGAAACUUAAAUGGUUUUCUGUAUGUUCUAAAAACAUCAGAGGCUAGGUGGUUUGUGUUAUGUAGACACAGCAGUGAUAUAACCCAUAUAUAUAAAACACAUUCCAGUGUUAUUUUGACACCAGUAUUUACAUGUUUAUUUUUAUGUGUGUACUUGAGCCAAACUCAAAAUAAAUGUGUUUUUUUUAAAUAUUUUGAAUUAAACUUCUUAUAAGAACCAAGCCUUACGUAUUAAGUAACUUGAGCUAACACUUUUAAUGAAAGGCUCAGUGCCUCAAGUGUCUUGCUUGUUGUUAUUUUGUACUUAAUAUCUAAUUUUUAAUAAAUGUUGGUGACUAUUACAUUAUGUAAGUA